AUGGCUACCCAAGAAGUUCCUUCGUUCAAGCUUACCUACGUCAAGAGACACUUGACUGGUGAAUUCGAAAAGAAGUACAUCGCCACCUUGGGUGUCGAAGUGCACCCUCUCGGCUUCGACACCAACUUCGGUAAGAUCAACUUCGAUGUGUGGGACACUGCCGGUCAAGAAAAGUUCGGUGGUUUGAGAGACGGUUACUACAUCAACGGUCAAUGUGGUAUCAUCAUGUUCGACGUCACCUCGAGAAUCACCUACAAGAACGUGCCCAAUUGGUACAGAGACUUGGUGAGAGUGUGUGAAAACAUCCCCAUCGUGUUGUGCGGUAACAAGGUCGACGUCAAGGAAAGAAAGGUCAAGCCCAAGACCAUCACCUUCCACAGAAAGAAGAACUUGCAAUACUACGACAUCUCGGCCAAGUCGAACUACCAGUUCGAAAAGCCCUUCUUGUGGUUGGCGAGAAAGUUGUCGGGUAACCCUUCGUUGGAAUUCAUCGAAGCCCCCGCCUUGGCUCCUCCCGAAGUCCAAGUCGACGCCGACUUGAUGGAGCAAUACCAAAAGGACAUGGACCAAGCCGCCAACUUGCCCUUGCCCGAUGAUGAUGACGAUUUGUAA
Messenger RNA from Diutina rugosa, 612 nucleotides. RefSeq names its product Ran GTPase (gene GSP1). The record is from RefSeq and is a predicted model, not a curated record. The transcript is spliced from 2 exons. Gene Ontology annotation, cellular component: cytoplasm; nucleus. Bases 1 to 612 code for a protein of 203 amino acids. Gene Ontology annotation, molecular function: GTPase activity; GTP binding. NCBI's taxonomy places the organism in Eukaryota, Fungi, Ascomycota, Pichiomycetes, Serinales, Debaryomycetaceae. Gene Ontology annotation, biological process: protein import into nucleus; ribosomal subunit export from nucleus.